This is a messenger RNA of Prunus armeniaca (apricot), 243 nucleotides long. The record is from the annotation of a GenBank genome assembly. Lineage: Eukaryota; Viridiplantae; Streptophyta; Magnoliopsida; Rosales; Rosaceae.
AUGGGUCCAGGGAUAUGUCAUGGUUUAAUACAGAAGUCCACGACUGAAGCUAUUUGUGGUGACAUUCCUCACUCUGAGAAUGCUAAGGAGUACUUGGAGGUUGUGAGUCAAAAAUUUAAGGAAUCGAAGAAGGCUGAGACUGGGAAUUUGAUGAACAGGCUAGCUACAAUGAAGUAUGAUGGUGUGAAGGAUUUGGGAGUGUAUCUUCUAAGUAUGAUAGAGGUAGCUAGCAAAGGCCCUUGA